Molecule: messenger RNA, 1701 nt
Organism: Fusarium vanettenii 77-13-4
Lineage: Eukaryota; Fungi; Ascomycota; Sordariomycetes; Hypocreales; Nectriaceae
Exons: 1
Coding region: 1-1701 (566 amino acids)
Molecular function (GO): dipeptidyl-peptidase activity
Source: RefSeq, a predicted model, not a curated record
AUGUCCUUCACAAUCUUGCAGACCAUGACCACCCAGGGGCCUACUCAGGCGACCCGUGAGCACAUGAUCAAGACCCGCGACGGGUUCCAUCUCGCGACCGACAUCUACAUUCCAACUGGGCAUGAACCAGAUACCAAAUACUCCGCUAUCCUCUCCCGUACGUGCUACGACAAGUCCAGCGACUACACCGGCCUCAAGUUCGAAGCUGAAUCCUUCAACGCCCGUGGAUACGUCUUUGUCGCACAAGAUGUCCGCGGCAAGUUCCGAUCGACGGGCACUACUGUGCCAUACGAGCACGACGUCGACGACGCGUAUGACACGGUCGACUGGAUCAUCGCCCAGCCGUGGUCAAACGCCAAGGUCGGUCUUGUCGGCGCCUCGUACUACGGCUUCACAGUCUGGGCUGGCGUCGCCUGCGGUCACCCAGCAGUCAAGGCUGCCAUCCCCCAGGUGACUGGAGUCGACAUGGCUCAGUCCCACGUCGCUCCCAGAGUCAAUUUCGAAAUCCCCUUCCACGGGGCCUUGAGUGACAUUCUUCAGAUCUGGACCAACAAUAAGGGCUACCUCGCCGAGAUCGACUACCAAAAGCCUGCCGCCGAAAUCAUUGCUGAUGCGGAAAAGACCAUCGGCAUCUCCAAAGCGGCCCAGAAGUUCCUCAAGCAUACCCAGCACAUGGCAUGGUACAAUCCCUACGGUGAUCGCCAUCCAUAUCAUACAACCAGUAUCCCAAUUCUCCAUUGGCAGGGCUGGUACGAUCCUGGCCUGUGCCCCUUGGGUAUGAGGGACUGGAGAUACUUCCAGCGGCAGCCUUCCAUGACUGGCCUUCACUACCUCCGUGUGGCUUCGGAGGAUCAUAGCACGUUCCGUCUUGAGGAUGUCGGAAAAGGCCGCGAUUUCCACUCCUACUUCAACAAAGAUGUCGUCCGCAGAAAGCAGGCAUUUGAUCACCAAGAGAUGGCCGACUUCUUCGAUGAGCACCUCAAUGGGAUAGAGCCAGCCAAGCCUCGUGCCCGCGCGCGGUGGCAUGUUGGGCACCUCGGCUGGCAGGAAACCCAUCAUUUUCCUCCAAAGACCGAGGCAAAGGUUUUCCAUUUGACUCAAGGAUCUGAAAAAGGGAUCCAUCGUCUUGACGAGCAAGGUACCAAAGACUCCAGCGUCUUGACUUGGACCCAUGACCCUGAGAACCCGGUGCCUAGCACGCACGACAUCGAGUCGAUAUGGUUUCUCCUGCUCUCCUACCCAGAUGAGAGAGAUCAAGCGGGCAGACCGGAUGUCUUGGUCUUUCGCACAGAAGUAUUACCGAGCGAUCUCGUGCUCGUCGGACAACCUGUUCUCAGUGUACAAUUGACUUAUCCGGCCCAAAGUACGCACCUCUUCUUGAAACUCCAAGACGUUUAUCCAGACGGUACUACGAGGCCUAUUUCAUGGAGCAGUGUAGUCCUCAGAAAGACUCAGCGGGAACAGAUCAAGAUUACGUUGGACGACAAUGCGUACAGGUUUAAGAAAGGCCACCGUAUACAGCUUCAUAUGGCUGCUAGUAACUUUCCUUACGCCGUGCCGCAUCCUGGUACAGACGAAAACCCAUGGACUGCUACUCGCAAGGUCAAGGCUGAGCACUUAUUGCUCGUGGGUGGAAAUAAGGGAGCUAUCUUAGAGUUGCCGACUAUAGAUAUUAGUACCUUAUCUGUAUCUGAACCUUAG